Messenger RNA from Erpetoichthys calabaricus (reedfish), 2973 nucleotides. RefSeq names its product ankyrin repeat domain 33ba (gene ankrd33ba). The coding region runs from base 585 to 2123 and encodes 512 amino acids. Lineage: Eukaryota; Metazoa; Chordata; Cladistia; Polypteriformes; Polypteridae. The transcript is spliced from 4 exons. Gene Ontology annotation, molecular function: protein binding. The record is from RefSeq and is a predicted model, not a curated record.
GGGCGGGGCCACGUGUUGAUCUGAGACUAGUACGAAGCUGUUUUAUGUCCGUUCUUCUGAAAAUGCGGUUCAAAACGCGAUCGUUUCGUGGUGAUCUUCAAAAGUAAAAAAGUUGUUUUUCUCGGAAUCGGUGGUUUCCACUGACAGUUUCGGAUUCAUCUCCAACACGAGAGAUCGCUCGCUGGCGGGCUCUGCCCUCGCACGUGCAGUCCUGUUUUGAUCCCCCGAAGCAGAAGGCGGCCGCCGCCUGUUAGUGCUGUCAAAUUCACUUUGUGUGCCGCCUCCCUCGAACUCGAGUAGCGGGACGGUUUCCGUAAAUUUUAAAAGCUCACUCUUUGGGAGUUUGUUUUUGUUACUACAAAUAGAAGCUGGAGAAGAGCCGGACGCCCAUCCUCCUCGGACCGUUUGGGACACGCAUGCUGCCGCCAGAUUUCGAGCACCGUAAAGCGGCGUUCAGCACUGCCGCCUCCACCUAGGACUUUAAGGGUUUCUUUAACUUUUUUUUUCUUCUUGAUAUUUUUUACGUGAUUUUUUAAUGCCCCCGCACGGGGAAAUUCGGCACUGUACCUGCCAGAAGGUUUUAGAUGGUGCUGAUAACGGACGACAGGGAGGCAGGGGUCGCCGCUCCUGUCAAACUCUCUCGGCAACUUCAGCCAGAUAAAGGCGGAGGGGACGGGAAAGCGAUCCCCGGUAUAGGGGAGGCGCCCCUCUUGGUAGAAAGCCAAGCGUACGAGUUAAGUGAACCUACGAGUUCAGAGGACGGGGAGGAUGACGAAGAAUACGAGGAAUACGACGACUUUUCCGAACUGCCAGACACGCGCAGCAUCGCGUCGGAAGACUCCUUCUACCCCCCUGAUACCUUCUCCCUGUCAGAUGAAGACAGGGCGAGCAGCCUGGAAAGCCCCGAAACCCUCUCGUUUUUCCAGGCGUGCUGCGGCAACAACUGCUUGAUGGUCAAGGUUAUGAUGCGACAGGGGCUAACAGAAGAAGAGGUGCGGGAAACGGACAAAAACGGCCGGACUGGACUGCUAGUAGCCUGUUACCUGGGGUAUGUCGACAUUGUAAUAACUCUCGCUCAGUGUCCCUAUAUCGAUGUGAAUUGGCAGGACAAAGAGGGGAACACGGCCCUCAUAACGGCAGCCCAAGCAGGGCAUAUCACCAUCUCAAACUAUUUGCUGAAUUAUUAUCCCGGCCUUGACAUCGAGAAGAGGAACGUCCACGGCUUCACAGCUCUGAUGAAAGCGGCAAUGCAAGGCAGGAGCGAGUGUGUCCGGACUUUAAUGCUGGCAGGGGCAGACCUGGACGCUAAAGACCCUGGUCGAAAGCUGACCCCCCGAGGUUGGGCACUGUUCACCGGCCGCUAUGAAACGGCCUACCUGAUGCAGCGUCUGAUAGCGCGACCCUGCCCCGGGCAGUUCUGCGAGACUUACAGCGCGGAAUGGCCGCAGCUGAAGGAGCUCGUGGCCAAGGCGACUGCUCCCAAAGGCUGCCUCCAGAAGAUCUCCGAGACGAUUUGCUCAGCUUUCACUUUUAAAUUUCCACAUGAACCUGAGGAAGAGGGGGUCAUGGAUCAUAUGGUCAGGAUGACUACUAGUCUGAGCAGCCCCUUUGUGGCGACUGCCUGCAGGACAGUGUGCCCCGGGAGCCCUCCUUGUGUUGGCAAGAGGCGCUUUGCGGUGCAGGAAAUCCUUAAAAGGCAGCGCAUCGAGCAGUUAAAGACCCAGGGCCCCGAGCGUCUCAACAACUACAAGAAGCUGUUCCAGAACUCGCAGGUCAUGCUGAUACCCAAAAAGAAAGACAGACGUGCCAGCUUACAGCCAAAGAGCAGCUUGUCCUCGGACAUGGGGUCGGCUGCGGCCCCGCGGCGGAGUAGUUUACUGCCUUUGCACCUUCUGCGGAGAAGCAGCGUGCGGCCUGGCAUGGUGGUGCCUAAAGUGCGAGUGUGCAAAGCCCCUCUGCCCACCUUCCAGCCAGAGAGGAGGAGGAGCAACAGCAGCACAAAGGACAGCCCUUACCUCCAGGUCCCAAAAUGGAGAUACAAAGAGGUGAAAGAGGAGCGCAAGAAGGCAGAGGAGGAAGAGCGCAAAAAGGCAGAAACUGCCAGCCAGAAGCACAAGUCGUAAACGGGCGCCAUGGGCUGCCGCGGCUUUUGAAAGCUUUAGAAUCAACUCUUGGGUUUCUUUCCUAUUGUUUCAUGUUUACAGAACCUCCAUAGGAUUAACAUUUGGACUUGUACGAGUUACUUAAUUUAUUUGAUUGAUUUUUUUUUCUUUUCUUUAAAUUAUUUCUUUGAUGCACUGAUUACAAUCAAGCCAGCAGGAAACAAAUCUAAAAAAUGUGAGCCUCGUGGCUCCUGCCGAGAGAAACAAAAUAUGCAAAAUCCUUUGUGUGCUGUGAACCAAAAACACUAAAGAAAAAGAGUCUGCCACCGCCGGGAACACAGCGGCUCCCACUUCAGAUCGAAAAGAUAACUGAACGCAAGAUUUCUCAGGAGAAGAAAAAAAAUAAUAAUCAUCAUCUAAACAGAGACGCGCUUUCCUUUUAUUAAAGAUGCUUUUAAGGAUUUUUUAUGUCCUUCACUAUGCAGGUUUGAAAGCAAAACAAAAAUGGUGGCUUUGUAUUUUUAUAAGACCUUUAAACACUAUUUAAUGAUACAGAAGCAGUUUUUAUAAUGUUUUUUUUGCACCCUUUAAAAGCACAACAUAAAAUUAAAUGAGGAUAAACACUCCUGACCAAAUAUCUGGGGGGGUCACAGGCAAUAAAUAUUUAGUCUGAAUAUUUAUGAGACACUGUGAUUAGGUGGUGGCCCCUCCUGGACUUUCACCCACCUUGUGCCCGGGACUGCCACACUGUGAGCUUGAACUGCAUGUACAGGGUGUCGUUUACAGUCACGCUUGAACGUGUGUCAUCGUUAUUUUAAGAAAUAUUACAUGAAGGCUUCUCAAAUAUCUGAAAUCGAGACGUGAAACACAA